This is a messenger RNA of Orycteropus afer afer, 960 nucleotides long. RefSeq names its product N-acetyllactosaminide beta-1,6-N-acetylglucosaminyl-transferase-like. Gene Ontology annotation, biological process: transforming growth factor beta receptor signaling pathway. The coding region runs from base 1 to 960 and encodes 319 amino acids. The record is from RefSeq and is a predicted model, not a curated record. Gene Ontology annotation, cellular component: membrane. Gene Ontology annotation, molecular function: acetylglucosaminyltransferase activity. The transcript has a single exon. NCBI's taxonomy places the organism in Eukaryota, Metazoa, Chordata, Mammalia, Tubulidentata, Orycteropodidae.
AUGAAGCUGAAGAUGUUUGGGUUCAUCAUAGGGCUAGUGGCCAUGUCUUUAACUCUUUUUUUCUUGUAUACCAACAACAUAAUUCCACACACAUACCUGCAUGUGGGGAAAAUCUCAAAUACUUCAGUUCUUGUAGAAGUCUGUGAUAUGAUUGUGACAGGAAAGAAAAUGGUCUUGGAUGAAAAUAUACCAAUGACAUCAUUGAGAGAUAUAACUUGUCAACAAUACUUGAUACAGAAUCACUAUAUAAUGGAGCCUCUAUCCAAAGAAGAAGCUGAGUUCCCUCUGGUAUAUAUCAUGGUCAUCCACAAAGACUUUGAUACAUUUGAAAGGCUCUUCAGGGCUAUUUACAUGCCCCAAAAUGUCUACUGUGUUCAUGUGGAUGAGAAGGCCACAGCUGCUUUCAAAGAGACAGUGGGAAAACUACUGAGCUGCUUCUCAAAUGCCUUUCUGGCCUCUAAGAGAGAGUCUGUGGUCUAUGCAGGAAUUUCUAGGCUCCAGGCUGACCUGAACUGCUUGAGAGACCUGGUGGCCUUGGAGAUUCCCUGGAAGUAUGUGAUCAAUACCUGUGGGCAAGAUUUCCCCCUGAAAACCAACAAGGAGAUAGUUCACUACCUGAAAGGCUUUAAAGGGAAAAAUAUUACCCCAGGGGGGUUGCCUCCUCCUCAUAUUAUCAGAAGGACUAAAUAUGUGCACUUAGAACAGAGAUUCUCUCUUUUUUCCUUUAUGCUGUGGACUUGGAUACGAAAAAGGCCUCCUCCCCAUAACCUGACCAUUUACUUUGGCUCUGCCUACGUUGCCCUUACAAGAGAGUUUGCUAAUUUUGUUCUCCAAGACCAGAGGGCUAUUGAUUUACUUGAGUGGUCAAAGGACACCUACUCUCCGGAUGAACAUUUCUGGGUGACACUCAAUAUGAUUCCAGGUAUGUGGAACUGGAUUUCCAUUCUAAGUGUGCCCUAA